AUGGCCGACUACCCCGCCGACAUCAAAGCACCCCUCCCCUCCUCCGCGCCCGCCGCGCCGCACCCCGCGCUCCCAGGCUACACUGCGGUCCCCGCCUCGCCGGCCGAGUCCGUCCUCACCUACCUGCCGGACACCGCCCACGCCCCGGGCGCGGGCGGCCAGCCCGAGCCCCACAGCGAGCCCCGCACGAUCGUCAAGCUGCUCCGCGUCGGCGUCGCGACGCUCGUCGGGCCCCCGCUGCUCGUCGGCGUCCUUGCGGUCGCGGCCGCGGGCGCGAUGGUCUUCGGGCUCGGGAAGGUGCUCGAGGGCACGGGGCGCGCGAUGUCGUUCGGGUGCGAGACCGCGGCGCGGGUCGUGGGCGAGAGGGUGAAGGGGAAGAUGCGGACGCGGGCGCAGACCGUGGCGAGGAUGGCGGGCGUGACGGUCGUAGGGUGCGCGGAUCCGGGAGAGGUGGAGCGGGGCGCGGGAGGGGGCCCGCCGAUUGCGCUGUGA
Messenger RNA from Epithele typhae, 492 nucleotides. RefSeq lists its product as uncharacterized. The transcript has a single exon. Bases 1 to 492 code for a protein of 163 amino acids. The record is from RefSeq and is a predicted model, not a curated record. Lineage: Eukaryota; Fungi; Basidiomycota; Agaricomycetes; Polyporales; Epitheliaceae.